AUGCCUCAGGAUAUGCCCCCGGUCGGGGGCUACUCGCCCGUGCAGUACAAGCGCAACAUCCCUGCCCGCGGCUUCCGCCCCGUCCACUACCUCAUCGGCAUGCACCUCGUCAUGGCCUUUGGCUACUACAAGCUGUUCUACGCCGUUCGUGAGCAACACGAACUCGCCCGCGAGAAACUCUGGGGCCGUCUGCAUAUCCUCCCCCUCCUGCAAGCCGAGGAAGACCGCGACCAAGCGCGCCGCUACUACGCCGACAAGGCCCGCGAGAAGGAGCUUUUUGGCACGGACAACAAGGUCUAUCACUCUGACCGUUUCGUCCGCCCUACUUUCAUGUACACCCCCUCCAAGGUUACGCAAUAG
Aspergillus heteromorphus CBS 117.55 is the source of this 360-nucleotide messenger RNA. RefSeq names its product putative NADH-ubiquinone oxidoreductase subunit GRIM-19. Bases 1 to 360 code for a protein of 119 amino acids. The record is from RefSeq and is a predicted model, not a curated record. The transcript is spliced from 4 exons. NCBI's taxonomy places the organism in Eukaryota, Fungi, Ascomycota, Eurotiomycetes, Eurotiales, Aspergillaceae.